AUGGAUCAAGAUGCAAUUAGUGGAACUAAUGAAAUUGAUCAAACGAAUACGACGGAGGCUAAAUAUGUAUACUAUACAGAGAAACGACAUAUUUCUACAACUGUUCAGAACCGAGAGGAAGGGUCGGUUCAAGAUUGGAGAAUGCGUGAAAGACUUAAGACUGUAUCAGGUGCUUUAGUUUUGUGUUUAAAUAUUGGCGUAGACCCACCAGACGUGGUUAAACCGAGCCCUUGUGCUAAAUUAGAAUGUUGGGUUGACCCUUUUGCCCUUCCUCCGGCAAAAGCUUUGGACGCAAUUGGUAAGAAUCUUCAAGCUCAAUAUGAACAACUCAGCAUUAGAACUCGAUAUAGACAAUAUUUAGAUCCUUCAGUAGACGAGAUGAAAAAGUUUUGUACAAAUUUAAGAAAGAGUGCAAAGGAAGAACGAAUAUUAUUUCAUUAUAAUGGUCAUGGUGUCCCUAAACCAACAGCAAGUGGAGAAAUAUGGUGUUUUAAUAAACACUUUACUCAAUACAUUCCAGUGUCUUUAGGUGACUUACAAUCAUGGUUAGGAUCUCCAUGUGUUUACGUUUAUGAUUGUUCUGCUGCAGGAAAUAUUUUAGAAAGUUUUAAACGUUUUGCGGAACAACGAUAUAUAGAAGCUGCUAGAGCUGAAUCAAGUUCAACUCCACAAGCGCCUCCUAAUAUUCAAUUGGCUGCUUGUGGACCCAAUGAAACCUUACCGAUGCAUCCUGAUCUACCAGCAGAUUUAUUUACAUCAUGUUUAACUUCUCCAAUAGAAAUAGCUUUAAGGUGGUUUGUUUUACAAAAUCCCUUACCAUCAUCUCUUACGGUUGAUAUGGUAUUGAAACUUCCUGGUAGAUUACAAGAUCGCAGAACACCAUUAGGAGAAUUAAAUUGGAUUUUUACAGCUAUUACCGAUACCAUUGCUUGGAAUGUAUUACCCCGAGAUUUAUUUAAACAAUUAUUUCGACAAGAUCUCAUGGUUGCUGCGUUGUUUAGAAAUUUUCUGCUGGCGGAAAGGAUCAUGCGACGUUAUCAAUGUAAUCCCAUGUCUCAUCCUCAAUUACCGCCCACUUACGAUCAUCCUAUGUGGGACUCAUGGGAUCUUGCUGUUGACAUGUGUUUAGCACAAUUACCAGCACUUUUAAAUGCUGAUGAUGGAGGUCCGGAGGUUGAGUAUAAACACUCUAGUUUCUUUGAUGAACAAUUAACAGCAUUCCAAGUUUGGUUAUCAAGAGGUUCGGUUUCGCUAAAACCACCUGAACAAUUACCAAUAGUGUUACAAGUACUUCUUAGUCAAGUACAUAGAUCUCGAGCAUUAGGUUUAUUAAGUAAAUAUUUGGAUUUAGGACCUCGUGCUGUUAGUUUGGCAUUGUCAAUAGGUAUCUUCCCAUACGUGUUAAAAUUACUACAAAGUCCUGCUGCAGAUUUGAAACCUCCUUUGGUGUUUAUUUGGACUAGAAUUUUGGCUGUUGAUAGGUCUUGUCAACAAGAUUUAUUAAAGGACAAUGGUUACACUUAUUUUGUGAAUAUCUUGUCUCCUAGUAGUAUGUUAAAUAUUCAAAAUGAAUCUGAACAUCGUGCAAUGUGUUCUUUUAUUUUAGCAAUAUUUUGUACAAAUUUUAAUCAAGGACAAGUCGCAUGUAAAAAAGCUAAUGUUUUACAUGCAUGUUUAGCUCGUAUUAGUGACGUUGACGCACUUUUACGACAAUGGGCCUGUUUGUGUAUCGGUCAAUAUUGGACUAAUUAUGUAGAUGCAAAGAGCGAGGGUAUUGAAAAUCAAGCCCAUAUAAAACUUUUUAAUCUUUUAUUGGAUCCAGUUCCUGAAGUUCGUGCUGCAGCACUUUAUGCUUUAGGAACUUUUAUUGGUGAUUUGAAUCGCACUGAACAAAUCGUUAAUAUUGAGCAGAAUAUAGCAAUUAGUGCUCUUGAUGCCAUUAAUGAUGCUUCCCCUAUAGUCCGUCGAGAAUUAGUGAUCGCUCUUUCUCACAUAGUAAAUGCAUAUGCUGAACAGUUUACACGUGCCGCUUAUGAGGAAUUACAGGAAAUUCGGAGGAGAAACUCGACGGCACGACAACCAGCAGUUCGAUCAAGUUCCGUAUACACGUGUAUUUGGAAAGCACUAUUGAAUUUAUCAGCUGACCCUGACGUUGAAGUUUCUCAGCUUGCAUCAACGGUUAUUGAUUAUAUUCAUGAUCAGUUGUUAGAGUCACAUCAUGCCGAAAAUGUUGCAUUGACUAUACGGCAAGUUUUACAAGAACAGAGUUCACAGGAGUCUGAAACUUUUCGACAGUUUUUAAAUAGACCUCCCCCAGCAGAUGGUGUGUUACCUCUCAAAUCAAAAUUUUUUGAUUGGAGUUGCGAAUACUUUCGAGAGCCUCAAAUGAGACCCGCUGAAUCUGAACAACAGGGUAGCAUCGAUGAUAAUGAAAGAUCAUGGCGUCGAAGGAGAAAUGAAAGUAUAAUCGAAUCGACUCGACCAUUAAAAGAAGUAGCUGGUUCAAGUCGAUGGAAUAAGCAAAUUGCAUUUUUUAAUAAUGAUUCUGAACCUACAAGAUUAUUAUUUCACCAAUUCGAACCGCAUUUAAUUGUUGCUAACGACAAAGAUAUGAUUAGUGUUUGGAAUUGGAGAAAACAUUACAAUACACAUUCCUUUUCUAAUGGAAAUCCGCUUGGUAGCAAAAUAACGACAUUAAAAUUUAUCAACGAAGACGAAAUUUCAAUGUUAUUGACUGGAUCAAGCGAUGGUGUAGUACGUAUAUAUCGAAAUUAUAGUUUACCGUCAUCUACAGAAUUAGUAACAUCAUGGCGUGCUAUGCCAGAAAUUAUGGCUAACAACCAAAGAAGUGGACUUGUUGCUGAGUGGCAACAAGAUCGUGGGGUUUUGUUAGUUGGAGGAGACCAUAAUAUGGUUCGAGUUUGGGAUGCACCACGUGAAAUUACGAUAAAUCUUAUUCCUACUAGAACCGGUAGUCCAAUUACUAGUCUUACAAGUGAUGGGGGAGAUAUUUUUGUCGCUGGUUUUGCAGAUGGAGCAAUUCGUGUAUAUGAUAAGCGUAUUCAACCUAGAGACGCCAUGAUAUUGACUAGCAAAGAGCACAAAAAUACUAUAACUAAAGUUGUAUGGCAAAGUGGGGCAGGACGUGAAUUAGUUUCAGGAAGCAAGUCAGGCGAAAUUAAAUUAUGGGACAUUCGAGUAAGCCAUUCAAAACUCACUAUAUUUGAUUCCAAUACUUCCGAAAUGAAUGCAUUGGAUGUUCAUCAUCAUGCAAAUGUUGUUGCUAGUGUUUAUUCCAACCAACUUAUAAAGGUUUGGAACACAAAUACUGGAGCAAAUCUAUCAGUUACUCGAUAUAACACUGGAUUUCUUGGAUGGGGUGCUCAAGUUACUUCGUUAGCUCUUGCAGGUCAUCAUAUGGUCAUGGCAAUCGGUGCUACUGACAAUUAUUUAUCGCUAUACGGAGUCGCUAAUAAUUAG
Messenger RNA from Rhizophagus irregularis DAOM 181602=DAOM 197198, 3480 nucleotides. RefSeq lists its product as uncharacterized. Lineage: Eukaryota; Fungi; Glomeromycota; Glomeromycetes; Glomerales; Glomeraceae. The record is from RefSeq and is a predicted model, not a curated record. Gene Ontology annotation, cellular component: cytoplasm; TORC1 complex. Gene Ontology annotation, molecular function: protein binding; protein-macromolecule adaptor activity. Gene Ontology annotation, biological process: regulation of autophagy; positive regulation of cell growth; cellular response to amino acid stimulus.